AUGCUGUCUCGGUCCUCCCUCAGCCGAAAUGCGCCUCGCGCGCUCUCCGCAGGCCGUCGGGCCAUGGCCUCUUCUGCCAACCCGUCCUUCCAGUACGAUGUCACCGAGACUGCUGGUGUGAAGGUCGCCAACCGUGAGGUUACCGGCCCUACCGGCACUCUGGCCCUUGUCGCCAAGGCUGGUUCUCGUUAUCAGCCCUUCCCCGGCUUCGCCGAUGCCCUCGAGAAGUUCGCCUUCAAGACCACUCUCAAGCGCUCUGCUCUCCGCAUCACUCGUGAGGUUGAGUUGCUCGGCGGUGAGAUCACAUCGACACACUCACGCGAAAACGUCGUCCUCCGCACCAAGUUCAUCGCGGACAAGCUUCCCUACUUUACAGAGCUUCUGGCUGAGACUACCAGCCAACCCCGAUUUGCUGACCAUGAGCUGAACGAGGUUGUCAAGGACCUUCUCAAGUACCAGCAGCAGGCUGCUUUCGCCAAGCCCGAGAACGUCGCUCUUGAUGCCGCCCACGGUGUUGCUUUCCACCGCGGACUGGGUACCUCCAUCACUCCCUCUACCAACACUCCCUACGAGAAGUACAUGUCGGCCGAUGCCAUCGCUGAGUACGCCAAGGAUGCUUACUCCAAGUCCAACAUUGCCCUUGUCUCCGUCGGCCCCAACGCCGCCGAUGUCAACAAGUGGGUUGGCCAGUUCUUCAAGGACCUCCCGACCGGCUCUUCCUCCAGCCAGUUCAAGGUCCAGCCCUCCGCCGCCAGCAAGUACUACGGUGGUGAGCAGCGCAUUGCCUCCAAGGCCGGCAACGCUGUUGUGAUGGCCUUCCCCGGCUCCAGCGCCUUUGGCUCCUCCGGCUUCAAGCCCGAGGCCACCGUUCUGGCUGCUCUUUUGGGCGGCGAGUCCACCAUCAAGUGGACUCCCGGUUUCUCUCUCCUGUCCCAGGCCACCCAGGAGUUCCGUGGCCUGAACGUGUCUACCCAGAACUUCGCUUACUCGGAUGCCGGUCUCUUCACCGUCACCCUUACCGGUCGUGCCGAGCAGGUUGGCGCCGCCAGCAAGAACGUUGUCGAUGCCCUCAAGAAGGCCGCCGCCGGUGAGGUCUCCAGCGAGGAUAUCAAGAAGGCCACCGCUCUGGCCAAGUUCCGUGCUCUUGAGUCUGUCCAGACCCUUGAGACUGGCCUCGAGGCCACCGGUUCCGGUCUGAUCCACGGCGCCAAGGCUUAUCAGAUUGGCGAGAUUGCUCAAGCUAUUGAGAACGUCUCGGAGCAGCAGGUCAAGGAUGUCGCCAAGUCCUUCCUGUCUGGCAAGGCCACCCUUGUCAGCGUUGGUGAUGUCUUCCAGCUUCCAUACGCUGAGGACCUCGGCCUGACCGUUUAA
Molecule: messenger RNA, 1371 nt
Organism: Penicillium diatomitis
Lineage: Eukaryota; Fungi; Ascomycota; Eurotiomycetes; Eurotiales; Aspergillaceae
Product: ubiquinol--cytochrome-c reductase subunit 2
Exons: 4
Coding region: 1-1371 (456 amino acids)
Cellular component (GO): mitochondrion
Molecular function (GO): metal ion binding
Source: RefSeq, a predicted model, not a curated record